Molecule: messenger RNA, 5363 nt
Organism: Thunnus maccoyii (southern bluefin tuna)
Lineage: Eukaryota; Metazoa; Chordata; Actinopteri; Scombriformes; Scombridae
Gene: tmtc1
Product: transmembrane O-mannosyltransferase targeting cadherins 1
Exons: 20
Coding region: 342-3173 (943 amino acids)
Biological process (GO): RNA processing; protein O-linked glycosylation via mannose
Molecular function (GO): protein binding; mannosyltransferase activity
Source: RefSeq, a predicted model, not a curated record
AGCCUGCGGAGGAAGUACUGGGACCGUCAGGGUGAAACAGUCUGUGGAGGGAAGCGCAGUCAGGCAGCGGAGGAGAAGGUGACAUAUCGGCUGCUCAUAAUCGGCAGAAUUCACCCAUAUCGAUAUUUCAUUUUAGAGCUUUUAUCGGCCGAUACCGUUGACGUGCCGAUAAUAUCGUGCAUUCCUACAUCAAACCCAUUCUGAAAUGAGGAAGGAGAGCUGAAGUCUAACAAGCCCUUCUCCAUGACAGCUGAAGUUAUGUGUUGUACUGUGUAUGCUGCGUGAAAACCCUCUCAGCCGAGAGGUGUGUAUCUGUCAGAGGCAGCGACCCACAUACAUGCAUGGAUAGCUUGGGGCACAUGGGUGGAAAGGUUGUCCGUCAGACACUGGAGUACGCCGUAGUCCGACGUUCACGAACCGCACCUGAAGGCAGCACAACACAUCCACACUGUCCCAGCAAUUCACCGCACACACAGCCGCUACCUGCCGAGCGGGAUGGACGUAUCCUCCGGUGGUCCCAGUUCCAUCCUCAGCCCAGCGGAGCCGCGGGGGAAGCCAGGACCGACAUGACAGCGCCGGCACGGGAGAAAAAAUCCCGCCAGCAGCCGCGGGUGAGCGUCCGGCCGGAGGUGGUGUUGGCUGCGGGUCGCUACGCUGUACUGGCCGCCCUGUGCGCCCUGUGCUACAGCAACUCUCUCCGCGGGGAGUUGGUGCACGACGAUGUUUGGGCUAUCAUCAACAACCCGGACGUCCGACCAGGCUCCAGCCUCAGAAACAUCUUCAGCAACGACUUCUGGGGCAAGAGGAUGGCGGACAACACGAGCCACAAGUCCUACAGACCGCUGUGCAUCCUCACCUUCAAGUUGAACAUCCUGCUGGGUGGCAUGACGCCUCUGUAUUUCCACAUCGUCAACGUGUGUCUGCACUGCGCCGUAACUUGCCUGCUCAUGCACACGUGUGACCGCUGCGUGUUCGAAGACCCACGUCUGGCGUUCGUCACGGCGCUCCUCUUCGCCGUGCAUCCUGUCCACACUGAGGCCGUGUCUGGUAUCGUGGGCAGGGCUGACGUCUUGGCCUGUCUGCUGUUCUUGCUGACGUUCCUCUCCUAUAUUAGGAGCGUGGGUGUAUGUGUCUCUGAGGAUUCUCUGCCCUCCACGGUGUCGGUGUGGUCUCUGCUCGUCAGUCUGCUGCUGGGUACCUGCGCCAUGCUGGUGAAGGAGACGGGCAUCACCGUGUUCGGAGUGUGCGUGCUCUACGACGCCCUGGUGUUCUGCCGCAAGCCUCUCAUUUAUCACCUGUCUGGCUCCAGACUCAGGGACCUUUUCCACAUCUGCAGCCCCUUCAUCAAACGAGCCGGCCUCAUCUCUGGCUAUGUGGUGAUCAUCAUGUCGGUCAGGCUGUGGCUGAUGGGAGGAUCCAUGCCUCUCUUCUCUGAGCAGGACAACCCCGCCUCCUUCUCGCCUCACCUGCUCACCAGGAUUUUGACCUACUCUUACCUGUUGUCCUUUAACGCCUGGCUGCUGCUGGCCCCCAUCGUGCUGUGUUACGACUGGCAGGUGGGCAGCAUUCCCCUGGUGGAGUCGUUUGGCGAUGUGCGCAACGUUGCCACUGUGCUGCUGGCUGUGGUGAUGGUCGCCCUCUGCUUGCACUGCGUCCUCUCACUGCAGAGACAGGAGAGCAGGGAAGUGUUGGUGGGAAUGUUGUUCCUGGUGUUUCCUUUCAUUCCUGCCAGUAACCUUUUCUUCAGGGUGGGAUUUGUCGUGGCUGAGAGGGUUCUCUACAUGCCGAGUAUGGGUUACUGUAUCCUGGUGGCUCAUGGACUGGGUCGGCUGUGUUCAGUGGUGGGCCGGUGGGGCACCACAGUCCUCAGUGUCUCCAUGCUGCUGCUGCUCCUGCUCUUCUCCUGGAAGACCGUCCAGCAGAAUCACGUCUGGCUCUCUAGGGAGGCCCUCUUCCGCUCUGGUAUCCAGACUCUGCCUCACAAUGCCAAAGUCCACUACAACUACGCCAACUUCCUGAAAGACAGCGGUCGACACCAAGAGGCCAUUCACCACUACACCACUGCCCUCAGGUUAUACCCCCGCCAUGCCAGCGCCAUGAACAAUCUUGGCACUCUGACACGCAGCCCAGAGGAGGCCGAGCGCUACUACAGGAAAGCACUGGACACCAACCCUCAGCAUAACCGAGCUCUCUUCAAUCUGGGAAACCUCCUCAAGUCCCAAGGGAAGGAGAAAGAGGCUGAGACGCUGCUGAAAGACUCCAUACGCUUCGGUCCACAUUUUGCAGAUGCUUACUCCAGUCUGGCUUCACUCUAUGCUGAACAGAAACGCUUUCCUGAAGCCAAUGAAGUGUAUGUGAAAGGUAUAGAGAACUGUCCUGACAGCUCCGACCUGCAUAAUAACUACGGAGUGUUUCUGGUGGAUACGGGAGAAGGAGAGCUGGCAGCCGCUCACUACCAGCAAGCUGUUCGACUCAAACCGGCACACUACGUUGCCAUGGUGAACCUGGGCCGCCUGCUCCGCUCCUCCAAUGAGAACAAAGAGGCCGAGUCUUGGUACAAGAGGGCCCUGCAGGUGACGAGGAAGGUGGACAUCCUGACACCUCUGGGGGCGUUGUACUAUAACACCGGACGCUACGAAGAGGCCUUGCAGGUGUACAGAGAGGCUGCCGCCCUGCAGCCAGGCAGCACCGACAUCUGGCUGGCUCUGGCUCAGGUUUUAGCCAUGGCCGGUCGUACCAAAGAGGCAGAGAAGAUGACCCUGGACAUCAUAUCCAGAGAGGGCAGCUGUAUUGAAUGUUACCGCCUCUUGUCUGCCAUCUACAGCAAGCGGGGCAACUACACAGAGGCUCUGGAUGCUCUGGACAGAGCCCUGCAGCAGAAUCCCAGUGACCUGACAGUGAGAGCAGAGCUGUAUUUCUCCAAAGGAAACCAGCUCCGAGAGAUGAACCAGCUGGACCGAGCUUUCGAGAGCUACAAGCUGGCUGUGGAACUCAAACCUGACCAAUCCCAGGCCUGGAUGAACAUGGGAGGGAUUCAGCACAUCAAGGGAGACUAUGCAGCAGCCAGGAUGUACUACCAGAGAGCCCUGCUUCUCAGCCCUGGUUCCAAACUUCUGAAGGAAAACCUGGCUAAGCUGGAUCGGCUGGAGAGGAGACUGACAGGGGGGGCAUAGACCACAACAGUUCCCCUGGAUGCUGCACCGUCCAGGGCACAAAUCAAGGGAGUAGGGCACUGGCCGGCCCUCUGGUGCCCAAACACCAGCCACCAGGCUGCUGGAUAAAACGGACCUGGGUACUAUGACAACCUUCCUUUGUGAGAGCAGAGGAGGAAGGUGAACUUGUCAGGACUGCAGGGUGUUCGGAGACGGACUGGGUGUCCUGGAGAUCGGUCAAGCCACAGUCCAGAAGCCUUUCCUAGUGUAAGCAGAAGGGACUGGCUAGUUGAAGACCACUGGGAGCUCCAUGCAUAGCCCAGUCUGCAUCAGCUUUACUUCAACCUACACAUAUGCUGCAGACAUUUGAGUUGAAUUGAUUUAUUAUUUAGGUUCAUGUGAAGUUUUUUCUUUCUUGCACUUAAACACAGAUUAUAAUUCAAUCCUGCCUAUGAGAAUUAUUCAUGUAUUCAAAUUAGUGAAGUGAAAGUGUGUGCUAAAACUUGUUGAUGAAGGGAACGAGUGUGGAAGUUCAUUCUGGAACUUUGGGAACAGUAUGUAUAACAAAAUCUAAGCUCAGAGGUUAAUUUAACCAACUUUUCAGAGCUUUCAACCCCAUCUCAUGGUCUUCAACUGGGAUCAAGGGGUUCAUUGAGCAGGAGUCGGUGGAUGGUUAAAGAAAGAUCAAGGACAUUCACAUUUGACUGCAGAGAGGAGAGAUGGGACAAAGUCAUUGUUUUGCAAGUUACAAAUAAGUCUCAAGUCUUGGCUAUUAAGUCUGGGAAGUCAAGACAUCCCCUAACAUAAUAUGAAUAAAGGUUUGAAUAAAAGAUUGUGACAACUGAAAUUGACUUAAGGAGCUAGAUUGUUUCUCCAGAGGUUUUCCACUCUGUUGGCCUUGCUAAUCUACAGUUGUGCGUCUUUUACCUCACACAUGGUCUUUGGCUGAGCACCUUCACCACAGCCAAGUUUCAUUUUACUAUUUAUAAUCUACAGUGUUAAUAUUAAAGGGUUACUGCAAAUAUUUUGUAUUGCACUUCCAUAAAGUGAAAGACUGAAAAAAUGGUCAAAUUGAUGCAGGUGGAGAUAACCUGACUUUUAGUCCCUAGCAUGGGUCAAGCUUCAAAAGCAGUGGAUCCUACAUUUAGCAUUUUUAGUGUGACCCUCCCUGCCAAGUAAGUCUCCAAUGUCUCCAUGCCCAGUUUGUAAUGCAGGCUUUCUGUUCUAGAUUUGUAGUCUCUAAGCCCAAACUGAUAUAACCCUGAUCACAUCACUAUGACAUCAUCAGACAUCAUAGAGAGAGCUCCUGCAGAGCCACAGCAGACAUUAUACAACUACACAGUCAACCAGCCUCUGUACUUGAUGUGUCAAAUUAGUGGAGUGCACCUUUAAGUAACUACAAGUGACAUAAUCAGCCACAACAAUUGUCCUUUAAAUAGACAAAACCUGAAUGCCUUAAUGUCCCGAUGUGAUAAUCUGCAGUAUCAUCUGUAAUCUGUCUGCACUGCCAAAUGCACCUUUCCAUCCUGCUCAUGCAACCCCAUUGGCUGCUGUCAGAUUCAAAAUAUACCCAUUAUCAGGAAAAUGAAGAAUAGAUUCUCCACACACAUUUUUGUGGCAUAAAUUUUGAAUCUUAGGGUUUGCCUUCCAAACUUAUAGGUUAUGUUAUGACACUUGAGCGAGCUCCAGUCACUAAAGAAGGCCAUGACAUACAGUUGAAAGCUCCAAAAAGCAUUUAAGUGGACUUUUGGGCUUUAAUUAUGUUGUUAUACAUUAAGGGAAUGGUUUGAUACCAGGUUCUAUUUAAUCCCACUCCCUGUCGGAGUAUAUCAGUGAAUAUAACAGUGGAAGCUCUCACAUUAGAAUAGAAAUGAAAUAAGAUCCAUAACAACUGCUUUCUCAUUUGACAUAAACCAUACCAAGUUUAUUUGACCUCCAUGUGUAGGACUGGCUGCAGUAUAUGACCUGAUGUCACAAGCCUUCUGCGAGUAUAAUAAGCUAGUGUGUGUGCUCCUGUGUGAGGAGCUGAAAAUCAUGGCUUCAUGCAUACCAUAACCUCUGAAGAUUGCUGUUUGGUUGCUUGUUGUGGUUUUGUUGAUUUUGAUGUUGAUUGUGAAUGAAUUUUGUUGUGGAAUGACAAUGGGAUGAAAAUGAAGUGACUAGUGCAAUGACUGACUUGCACCAAGAAAAUAAAGUAUAUGUUUUAUUAAA